Magnolia sinica is the source of this 2576-nucleotide messenger RNA. Its product is annotated as putative pentatricopeptide repeat-containing protein At3g11460, mitochondrial. Gene Ontology annotation, molecular function: protein binding; RNA binding; zinc ion binding. Bases 1 to 1107 code for a protein of 368 amino acids. The transcript is spliced from 2 exons. NCBI's taxonomy places the organism in Eukaryota, Viridiplantae, Streptophyta, Magnoliopsida, Magnoliales, Magnoliaceae. The record is from RefSeq and is a predicted model, not a curated record. Gene Ontology annotation, biological process: RNA modification.
AUGAUCAAACGCUCCAUCGUUUCCACCACAACGAGAAUCCGUUGUUGCUUCUCUCUCCAAAGAAGAAACUCCAGCAGCAGCAGCAGCAGCAGCUCAUGGAACUCUCGCUUGAGAUUGUUGGCGAAAGAGGGCCACUUCUUGGAAUCCCUCCAUCUCUACCGCACGAUGCUCCUCUCUGGACACUCCCCCGACCGUUUCACCUUCCCCUUUGCUAUCAAAUCCUGCGCUGCUCUCUCACUUCCUUUGUCCGGCGCUCAGAUCCACUGUCACGUCAUCAAGACCGGAUGCCUCUUCGACCCUUUCGCCCAGACGUCUCUCAUCUCAAUCUUGCUCGUCUGCUACAACGCCCUUAUCUCCGGGUUCACCCUCAAUUCCCGACCUUUGGAAGCCCUCGCUCUCUUCCGCCGCAUGCGCCGUACUGGCAUCCCCUUCACAGUAGUGACAAUGCUCAGUUUGAUACCAUCAUGUGCUCUCCCGAUGUUGCUGGGUUCUGGGAUGUCCCUCCAUGCCUACAAUAUUAAGUUCGGUACGGAUGUCGAUGCCUCCGUUGAGAAUUGUCUGCUUACCAUGUAUGCGAAAUGCGGGUCUGUUGGUUAUUAUGUUUUGAUGUCAAAUAUAUAUGUGGAAGCAGGAAACUUGGAUGGUGUGGCAAGGAUUCAAGGGAUGGUGAGAGAGAGAAGGCUUAAGAAGGAACCUGGGUGUAGCUACGUUGAGCACAAGGAGAGGAUUCACCUCUUUUUAGCAGGCGAUAGAUUGCAUCCUCAGGCCAAAGAUAUCUACAGGAUGUUGGAUGGGUUAGAGGAUUCGGUGAAAGCGCUGAAUGCAUUAAAGGAUGGUAAUGGUGAUACAAAUAAUGGAAGUGGCGAAGGUGACGAUAUUGUAAUGGCAAUGGGAGUUCACAGUGAGAAGCUGGCGAUUGUGUUUGGGCUCUUAAACACAAAGGCAGGGGAGGAGAUAGUGGUGAUAAAAAACUUGAGGGUAUGUGGAGAUUGUCAUUGGUUUAUAAAAUCGAUUACAAAGAUUGUGAACCGUGCAAUCAUUGUUAGAGAUGCAACCCAUUUUCACCAUUUUGAAGAUGGUGUUUGUUCUUGCAAUGAUUACUGGUGAUAGAGUUGGCAAAGCUGGAUGGCUUGGAUUGAUUCUCUCUUCCAGAGACUGCAGAGGAACUAUUGGCUCCAUGUUUGCUAAGAAAGGCCGUGUUGGUGGCUGCUUUGACAUCAGAAGGGGAUUGACGGACAGCCCUUGGGUAGGAUACAAGCGCAUGAUGCAAAUGAAAGUGGGUCUUAAAUUAUGGAAUAUGCAUGGGUGCGUUUGGAGUUCGAUAGUAGGACUGAGAAACAAAACAUGGGUUUAUCCACGGAUGCUUACGAGUCUCUUGAUAUGUUGGUGUCCUCCAAAAGCGAGGCAUGUGAUAUAUGAGAGUGAGUCUCUCUUCUUGGUCAAGCAUGACAAGGUAAAAUCGCUUGAAGUAGGAGCAUUAAAGAUGCAUUUAUAAGGGUUUCAUGCCCCUACUGUCAAUAACAUUGCCAUGUUUUGGCCAUUGCAAUUUACAAAUAUGACUGAAACUUCAUAUGCCUUGGUGACUCUCUGGUGACGAAACGUAAAUGGUAUGGAUGUAUCUUCAGCAGACAGUGUAAGGUGUGAAUGGUAAACACAAUUGAACUGCUAACAGACUCCGUGACUAAGAGUUUGUGGAGUGUGCCCCAUAAUAAUGUCAGGUUGUAGAGCAUCCCCUACAGUACCAAGACAUUGUUCAUUUAUACGAGUAAGGAUGGAAAGGAUUGUAGGCUGUGGGCCAUGGGCUCUACAAUGUGAAGGUACUAGAGCUUCCUCAUGGUGGAGGAUGAGAAAUGUGUUUAAAACAUUACAAUGCAAAGGUCAUUGAGCUUCCUCAUGGUGAAGAGUUAGAAAUGUGUUUAAAACAUUAUGGAUGCAAGGUAUUCUCAUGGCUAUGGAUGUUGAGAAUGCUUUCUCCUGCAAAGUCAAGCUCGCAGGAUGCCCUCAGAUUCAAUGAUGUGAUCAUUGUCUUUCAUCUAAGACUUUCUUCCAGCAAUUUGGGUUGGUUUUUAGAUGAUGGAUUGCUGAAAUUUUUAUGAUUAGCUGCCCACCAGACAUCAACCUUCCUCUCUUAACCAUGCUCUUGGUAGUUGACAUCCUUGGUUCUCCAUGACAAAAGGAACCCAGACUCAUGCCUUAUCAAGCACUAGCUGAGCACCUAAUCAAGUGGUUCAAAGAAAUUGAGUUCAAGCAUGUUCCUAGAGAUGAAAAUAGGUUAGCUGAUGCCCUUGCUGCCCUUGCUGCCCUUGCUUCGGCUCUUUAUUCAUCAAUUAAUGGUCUCUCAUUGUAGAGAAACUAUUGAUUCCAGCUACCAAGAGGCACUCACUACCUAUGAUCCAGCAGGUCAAUCUUCAUAAUUUCAUCCAAAAUGUGAAAUACUCAUUAAAAUAUGGGAGAGACAAGAAGAUGCGGGGAUGUUAAUCUGCUUGGCUAGUUAAGCAUGAGCUAAUUCAUUUGUCUUUGGGCUUCGAUUGCCGAGUAAUAGAGACUUCACAAAUAAAGCAUGAGGAUUGAUACUC